AGUGGAAAAGAAACAAUGCUAGCAAGUCCAAAAAUUUUUUAGUAUACCAAACGAUAUUUUCUCUGAAAACUGUUUUCUAGUCAGCUGGCACCAUGUUCUACGCUCAUUUUGUCCUGAGUAAGAGAGGGCCGCUGGCCAAAAUUUGGCUAGCAGCCCAUUGGGAUAAGAAGCUAACCAAAGCCCAUGUGUUUGAGUGUAAUUUAGAGAGCAGUGUGGAGAGUAUCAUUUCACCCAAGGUAAAGAUGGCACUUCGAACCUCAGGACAUCUCUUAUUGGGAGUAGUUCGAAUCUAUCACAGGAAAGCAAAAUAUCUUCUUGCAGAUUGUAAUGAAGCUUUCAUUAAGAUAAAGAUGGCUUUUCGGCCAGGUGUUGUUGAUUUGCCUGAAGAAAAUCGGGAAGCUGCUUAUAAUGCAAUCACCUUACCUGGAUUCCAUGACUUUGAUCAGCCACUGCCUGAUUUAGAUGACAUUGAUGUGGCUCAGCAGUUCAGCCUCAACCAGAGUAGAGUGGAAGAGAUUACAAUGAGGGAAGAAGUUGGAAACAUCAGUAUCCUCCAGGAAAAUGACUUUGGUGACUUUGGGAUGGAUGAUCGUGAAAUGAUGCGUGAGGGUAGUGCAUUUGAAGAUGAUGACAUGUUAGUGAGCACUAGUGCUUCUAACCUCUUACUGGAACCUGAACAAAGUACCAGCCACCUGAAUGAGAAAAUCAACCACCUAGAAUAUGAAGACCAAUACAAGGAUGACAAUUUUGGAGAGGGAAAUGAUGGUGGCAUACUGGAUGACAAACUUAUAAGUAAUAAUGAUGGAGGUAUAUUUGAUGAUCCACCUGCCCUCUCUGAAGGAGGGGUCAUGAUGCCAGAGCAGCCUGCACACGAUGAUAUGGAUGAUGAUGACAAUGUAUCAAUGGGUGGACCAGAUAGUCCAGAUUCAGUAGACCCUGUUGAACCAUUACCAACUAUGACUGAUCAAACAACACUUGUUCCAAAUGAAGAGGAAGCUUUUGCUUUGGAACCUAUUGACAUCACUGUCAAGGAGACAAAAGCCAAAAGAAAGAGGAAGCUAAUUGUUGAUAGCGUGAAAGAGCUGGACAGCAAGACAAUUAGAGCCCAACUAAGUGAUUACUCUGAUAUUGUCACUACUUUGGACCUUGCACCACCCACCAAAAAAUUGAUGAUGUGGAAAGAGACUGGAGGAGUAGAAAAACUUUUCUCUUUGCCUGCUCAACCUUUAUGGAACAAUAGACUACUGAAGCUCUUUACACGCUGUCUCACACCUCUCGUGCCAGAAGAUCUUAGGAAAAGGAGGAAAGGUGGAGAAGCAGACAAUUUGGAUGAAUUCCUCAAAGAUUUUGAAAAUCCAGAGGUACCCAGAGAGGAACAGCCGCCGCAGCAGCAGCAACAGCAACAUGAUGUUAUUGAUGAACCUAUUAUAGAAGAGCCAAGCCACCUGCAGGAAUCAAUGAUGGAGGGCAGCAGAACCAAUUUGGAUGAAUCUGUCAUGCCACCGCCACCACCUCAAACAGGAGUAAAACGCAAGGCACAGCAAGUUGACCCGGAGCCUGUGUUACCUACUGAACAGUUGCAGCAGUUGGAAAUCCCACCUGUAGAACUUCCUCCAGAAGAGCCUCCAAAUAUCUGUCAGCUAAUACCUGAGCUGGAACUUUUGCCAGAGAAAGAAAAGGAAAAAGAGAAAGAUAAGGAAGAGGAAGAAGAGGAAGAGGAAGAAGAUGCUACAGGGGGUGAUCAGGAUCAAGAAGAAAGAAGAUGGAACAAAAGAACUCAGCAGAUGCUUCAUGGUCUUCAGAGAGCUCUUGCUAAAACUGGAGCAGAAUCUAUUAGUUUGCUUGACUUGUGCCGAAAUACGAACAGAAAACAAGCUGCAGCAAAAUUCUACAGCUUCUUGGUACUUAAAAAGCAGCAGGCUAUUGAGCUGAAACAGGAGGAGCCUUACAGUGACAUCAUUGCAACACCUGGACCAAGAUUCCAUAUAAUUUGAAUGUCUUGAGGAUUAUAGCUAGUGUUUAUUUCACUAGUAUAAAUGAAUUGCCCCCAAUGUGUAGGGCACACAAGACCAUUAUAGAAAAUUUAGAUUUUUGUCUGUACAAAGUAUCUCUUGCCCCUUUUUAUAUUUUUAAUUUACCAUCUUCAUUUUUAAGGGAAACUGCUCGGGUGGGUUUUGUUUGUUUUCUGAUGGAGAUACGGUCUCCAUGACCCAGAUGAUGAUUUUAACAGUUCAGAGCAGAUGUGUGCAAUAUUGGUGCAUGUAAUGAUGUUGAGUUGCAAUGAAAAGUCAUGAUUUGUAUCUUAAUUCUCCAUUAGUGCAUUUGAAAAGUUAACUUAUCUGGGAAAAGCCUGCCAACCUCAAAACAUUUGUUAAGUACCUAUUAUAUAUAUAAGGUACUUGAUCAAAAAAUGUCUACUUUUAACAGAAUAGAAUUGGAUUUUCUCUAUAAACCUUUUGCUCUGGUCUCUGGCUGUCUGAAAACUAUGGACAAAUUUCUCCCCAGUUGAGAUGUUUAGUAAUUCCUACAACAAUAGGAAUUGCUUUUGUAGCACACUGAAAAUCUUGUAAUGAUUUAGGAGGAGGCAGACAUCUCUGCAGAGCACUUGCUUGAAACCGAACCUCCUCAGAUGAAAGGCCAGACUUGUUUAGGCUAAAGCAUUCCCAGCGUUCUCCUAAUCAUCUAGUUCAAAU
Molecule: messenger RNA, 2693 nt
Organism: Phascolarctos cinereus (koala)
Lineage: Eukaryota; Metazoa; Chordata; Mammalia; Diprotodontia; Phascolarctidae
Gene: RAD21
Product: RAD21 cohesin complex component
Biological process (GO): sister chromatid cohesion; replication-born double-strand break repair via sister chromatid exchange
Cellular component (GO): meiotic cohesin complex
Molecular function (GO): protein binding; chromatin binding
Source: RefSeq, a predicted model, not a curated record